Molecule: messenger RNA, 971 nt
Organism: Leptopilina boulardi
Lineage: Eukaryota; Metazoa; Arthropoda; Insecta; Hymenoptera; Figitidae
Gene: Sras
Product: CAAX prenyl protease 2
Exons: 6
Coding region: 25-894 (289 amino acids)
Biological process (GO): CAAX-box protein processing
Cellular component (GO): endoplasmic reticulum membrane
Molecular function (GO): metalloendopeptidase activity
Source: RefSeq, a predicted model, not a curated record
GGGGAUCGAUGUCAGUAUGGAGUUAUGGAGACCGCGAACAACAGAAAUUCCUAUUUACCAUGUAUUUCCGCGAUCAGCUCGUGUCUUAUACUCUCAAUUGUAUACGUGGCCAGUUUAUACGUAUGGAAUUCACCACACAACAGGGAGCAUCCAAGUACAAUAAAAAAAAGAUUUUUUAGUGUUUUUAUUGUGACACUAAUUUCACCAGCCUCUUUAUAUUUUGGCCUUAGUGAAAAAGUCUUUCAAACGGCAACAAUAUGGGAAUUAUUGGGACUGAGGUGGCCUGGUUUUAUUCAAGCAAUCAUCUUGCCUCUCUGUCUCACGAUGAUUUUAUUUUUAGGACCUCUCAGCUUGCAAGUCAUUAAUGGAAUUUGGAAAUUAUACGCAGAACCAAUGUACUGGUUGGAGAGUGCAAGGACAUUAAUUUGGUGGAGGAAUCAAGUGAUAGCGCCCCUAUCAGAAGAAUGGACUUUUAGGGCGUGUAUGUUACCAUUACUUUUACAAUGUUUUUCACCAACGACAGCAAUUUUUAUAUGUCCAUUAUUUUUUGGUGUUGCACAUUUUCAUCAUAUUCUUGAAAAAAUAAAAAUGGGAAUGGAAAUUAAACACGCCAUCAUUAUAUCCUGUUUUCAAUUUUCCUAUACAACACUUUUUGGAGCUUACGCCGCAUUUCUUUUCUUUAAAACUGGACAUUUUGUUGCGCCAUUUGCCGCACAUUCAUUCUGCAAUCACAUGGGAUUUCCGGAUUUAUCGGAAGUCGCAACUUACGAGGGUCCAUGGAAACGGGCAGGACUUAUGUCAUUAUUUGUAUUAGGACUCAUUGCAUGGUGUUUUCUUUUAACGCCAAUGACAAAUCCAUCUUUUUUUAGUAACAAUUUAUAUUGGCACAAAUAAUUGUCAAAAUAUUCGUGUUUCUAUAUUUUGCACUUUUUUAAAGAAAAAAAAUUGAAAAUCAAAUUUAGCAUUUUUUU